Molecule: messenger RNA, 3783 nt
Organism: Nezara viridula (southern green stink bug)
Lineage: Eukaryota; Metazoa; Arthropoda; Insecta; Hemiptera; Pentatomidae
Source: the annotation of a GenBank genome assembly
GUUGGCUCUCUUCGGUUUGAAAGACUUUCAUCUGGAUAUAUCAUUUAGAAUUAAAUUUUUCAGAGUUUCCUCCAAGCUUAAAUUUCAAACUUAAGGUUAUAUUUUUUGGUAAAUUAAAUGCUAACAACAACGUAAUAGAAACUGAAAGGUUUUCAAGGACAUAUUUAUUGGCAAAAAAUAGUGUUCAACAGAAUAAUCUAAAUUUCUGAGAUAAUAUAUUUACAAACCCGAAUUUAUAUUAUGAAGAGGAUACAAUUCGAAUUAACUUUUUUAUUAUAGACGGCUAAUAUAGCCUAAUGAACGAGAAAAUAAGUUGAGCGUUAUGGUAAAUUGUAGCAUAAGGUAUUUUUUUACAAAUUGUCGUCGAGAUUGACCUGAGUUCUAAAAAGAAACAAGCGAUUAAUAAUUAAUAAAAAUUAUGCAUUUUUUAUCAAGACAAAAUUUCGAUGUUAACGUUUACAAAUAUGUGAUUCCACAACUGUGUUAGAUAUUAAAAACACCAUUUGUGUUGAUUUCUAUCUCGUGUUGUUUUUGUGCUACAUCCUACACCGAAGCUGUUCUAUAACCUUAGCCGUGGUUAACAGUGAAUUGUAAUUGUGAUUAAGUGACCUCAAAGCUUAAAACCGCACAGAAUAAUGUUUAAUGUUUUUCGUCAGAAAAGAUUUCACUAUACCUUAUUUUACCAUGCUGUCAGAAAGAAACCAACUGUUGUUACGUCAACCAUCAGUAAUAUUUUAAGAAAUAACGAAUUUCCGGCAAAUGGAACCUUAUCAUCGUUUUCAAGUUAUUCAGUGCUUUCUUUACCUAAAGGUUCGGUUUCAUUAGAAAGGACAGAAAUAAUUAAUGCUAGGCAAUUCAGCACCCAGAAACCUGGAGGUACUUCAACAACACAAGGAGGUGAUAAAAAUGAACCUCCUGAUGAACCUCAAACAUCUUUGCCAGCCUCUGUGGUGGUUCCAGAGGUUUGGCCUCAAGUUCCACUUAUAGCGAUAAAUAGAAAUCCUGUUUUUCCAAGAUUUAUUAAAUUAGUUGAGGUAACGGAUCCUUCAUUAAUUGAACUGAUUAGAAGGAAAGUUAGAUUGAAUCAACCGUAUGCUGGAAUAUUUUUGAAAAAAAGUGAAGAGAAUGAAAAACAAGUUAUUGACAAUGUUGAUGAAGUCUAUCGUAUAGGAACUUUUGGUCAGAUCCAUGAAAUGCAAGAUUUAGGUGAUAAAUUAAGACUUGUAAUUAUGUCCCAUCGUAGGAUUCGUUUGCUUGGACCGUUGUUUGAUGUCGAAGAUCCUGGUCAAGUAGUCAAGUUGAUAUUCCCAAUGAUAAAACAAGGGAUCGAUAUCUAUGUUGAAGAGCAACCAGAAUCUAGGAGAACAAGAACUUCACGGAAAUUGAAAGAAAGGGGCAUUUCUGCUAAAGAUGAAAAGAUGUCCCAGUCGUCUUCAUCAACUGAAAUUAAAUCUAAAAAGGUGCUGAUGGUAGAAGUUGAAAAUGUUGUACAUGAGAAAUUUAAAAAUACUGAAGAAGUUAAGGCACUAACUCAGGAAAUAGUGAAAACAAUCAAAGACAUCAUUAGUUUAAACCCAUUAUAUCGUGAAACUUUGCAACAAAUGAUCCAUCAGGGACAACGCGUUGUCGAUAAUCCAGUCUAUCUGUCAGACCUCGGUGCUGCUCUGACUGGUGCAGAGGCUGCCGAACUGCAAGCUGUAAUGGAAGAAAUGGAUAUUCCCAAAAGAUUACUUUUAUCUCUGUCGUUGUUAAAAAAAGAACUUGAACUUAGUAAAUUACAACAAAAAAUAGGAAGAGAAGUUGAAGAGAAAGUUAAGCAACAGCAUAGGAAAUAUAUUCUUCAUGAACAACUAAAAAUAAUUAAGAAGGAACUUGGUUUGGAGAAAGAUGAUAAGGAUGCUAUAGAAGAAAAAUUUAGAGAUAGAAUUAAAGAAAAGAAAGUUCCAGACAGCGUUAAAGAAGUUCUUAAUGAAGAAUUGAAUAAAUUGGGAUUUUUAGAAAGCCACUCAUCUGAAUUUAAUGUCACUCGAAAUUACCUUGACUGGUUAACUUCGUUACCCUGGGGUGUUACGAGUCCUGAAAAUUUAAAUCUAUCUGAGGCACAGAAGAUUCUUGAUGAAGAUCAUUAUGGAAUGGAUGAUGUUAAAAAAAGAGUUCUUGAAUUUAUUGCUGUUAGUCAAUUGAAAGGAUCUACUCAAGGUAAAAUACUUUGUUUUUAUGGACCUCCUGGUGUUGGAAAAACAAGUAUUGCUAGAUCUAUUGCUCGAGCUCUAAACAGAGAGUAUUUUAGGUUCAGCGUUGGUGGAAUGACAGAUGUUGCAGAAAUUAAAGGGCAUCGAAGAACUUAUGUUGGUGCUAUGCCAGGAAAGGUUAUUCAAUGCCUUAAAAAAACAAAAACUGAGAACCCAUUGGUCCUUAUAGAUGAAGUUGACAAAAUUGGAAAGGGAUUUCAAGGAGACCCCGCAAGCGCCCUUUUGGAAAUGUUGGAUCCAGAACAAAACGUAAACUUUUUGGACCAUUAUUUGGAUGUUCCUGUUGAUUUAUCUAAAGUACUGUUUAUAUGCACAGCAAAUGUUGUUGAUACAAUCCCAGAGCCCUUGAGGGACAGAAUGGAGAUGAUCGAUGUUUCUGGGUAUGUAGCUGAAGAAAAGUUAGCUAUUGCUAAGCAAUAUUUACUCCCUCAAGCGAUGAAAGAAUCUGGCCUCACCACUGAACAAAUUAAUAUUGAUGAUAGCUCUAUUAAUACAUUGGUAAAAUCUUAUUGCCGGGAAAGUGGUGUGAGAAAUUUGCAGAAACACAUCGAAAAGGUUACUAGAAAGGUUGCUUACAAAGUGGUUAAGAAAGAAUCAGAACAGGUUUUGGUCAAUCCUGAUAAUUUGCACGAGUUUGUCGGUAAACCAAUGUUUACACAUGACCGCAUGUACGAAGAUACACCAGCUGGCGUUGUUAUGGGUCUCGCAUGGACUGCUCUAGGUGGCUCAACACUUUUCAUUGAAACUGCUUUGAGGAAGCUGCCAAAUGAAACACCCGAUAAGAUAGAAGGUACAUUAGAACUUACAGGUCAUUUAGGAGAAGUAAUGAAAGAAUCUGCGAGGAUAGCUUUGACUGUGGCUCGUAACUUUAUGAUAGAAAAAAAUCCUGAUAACAAAUUUCUCCUUAAGAAUCAUAUCCAUUUACAUGUUCCAGAGGGUUCUACACCAAAGGAUGGACCUAGUGCAGGUUGCACUAUUGUUACAGCUCUGCUUUCUCUCGCUCAAAAUAAACCAAUAAGGCAAAAUGUUGCUAUGACGGGAGAAAUAACUCUUAAUGCAAAAAUCAUACCUGUUGGUGGAAUCAAAGAAAAAACUAUUGCGGCUAAAAGGGUUGGAGUUAAAUGUAUUAUCCUUCCAGAAGAAAAUAAAAAAGAUUUCAAUGAUUUACCAAAAUACAUCACUGAAGGAUUGGAAGUCCAUUUCGUUAGCCACUAUAAACAAAUAUAUGAUAUAGUUUUCCCACCAUCAUAGCAGCGGAAGAAGAAAAAGAAAAAGAACUUCGGUGUAGAGAUAUUUCCAAAUGAGGAACUAAGUUCUGUUAGAAAAUAUCACCAAAGAGAUAUAAAACAGUGUUCUUUGGAAAUAAUGUAUAUUAAAAAAUGAAAUUGUUUGUAUUUAUUUUUAAUAUUUUUUAUUACUGUAAUUUCAUUUGGGUUUUUAAAUGUUACUUAUUAAUAAAUCUAAAUGUAAUAAGACAAGACUGAACUAACGAGACAGAUCCUUUUUUUUUUUUUAAUGUGAUAUGUAAAUA